This is a messenger RNA of Pseudocercospora fijiensis CIRAD86, 1573 nucleotides long. Its product is annotated as glycoside hydrolase family 5 protein. The transcript is spliced from 5 exons. Gene Ontology annotation, biological process: glucan catabolic process. The coding region runs from base 1 to 1104 and encodes 367 amino acids. Gene Ontology annotation, molecular function: glucan exo-1,3-beta-glucosidase activity. The record is from RefSeq and is a predicted model, not a curated record. NCBI's taxonomy places the organism in Eukaryota, Fungi, Ascomycota, Dothideomycetes, Mycosphaerellales, Mycosphaerellaceae. Gene Ontology annotation, cellular component: cell surface; extracellular region.
AUGGGAAAGGUCCGCGGAGUGAACUUGGGCGGGUGGUUCGUACUCGAGCCAUGGAUUACUCCUUCCAUAUUUGAGGCAGGCCCUGCUGGAGCAGUCGAUGAAUAUACAUAUACCAAACUGCUCGGCAAGACGGAGGCUUCGACGCGUUUGGAGCGACACUGGAGCACCUUUUACACCGAGACCGAUUUCGCACUCAUAAAACAAUACGGGCUGAAUUUCGUUCGCAUUCCAGUCGGCUACUGGUCUGUGACUCCCCUCGACGGCGAUCCUUACGUUUCCGGCGCAUACAAACAUUUGGCCACAGCUUUGGACUGGGCAAACAAUCAUGGCCUCAAGGCUAUGAUCGAUCUCCACGGAGCACCAUUGAGCCAGAAUGGGUUCGACAACUCAGGAAAACUCGGACCAAUAGGCUGGACGCAGGGCAGUUCUGUCACGCAGACGAAGAAUGCCUUGAACAAGAUUCGAGAUGAUUUCGCCAACCACCCUGCAGUAGCCGCAAUCGAGCUGCUCAACGAACCAAUGGGGCCAUCUUUGGACAUGAACGUCGUUCGGCAAUUCUACUAUGACGGUUGGGGCAAUUUACGCAAUAGUCCUGUUGCUGUGACGUUCCAUGACGCCUUCAUGGGUGUAACAUCGUGGAAUUCCUUCGGAGCCGGUAUGCAGAACCUACUCCUGGAUACCCAUCAUUAUGAGGUCUUCAGCUCGGGCGAGCUUCAGAUGAGCUACCAGGACCAUCUCAACACGGCAACAAAUUUUGGCAGCCAGAUGGCAUCCAACAACAAGUGGACCAUUGCUGGAGAGUGGUCAGGAGCCAUGACAGAUUGCGCGAAGUGGCUGAAUGGGCGUAAUGUUGGCGCAAGAUACGACGGCACAUUCAAUAAGAACGGCCAAGGCUCCUCGUACAUCGGGAACUGCGCAGGCAAGGCCAGCGGAACCGUGGCUGGACUCAGUCAGACGGACAAGAACAACAUCAAAGGCUUCAUUGGCGCGCAGAUGGCGGCUUAUGAAAAGGCGGCGGGAUGGAUUUUCUGGACGUGGAAGAAUGAGGGCGCACCAGAAUGGCACUUCAAGAAUCUCACGGAUGCUGGCCUGGUGCCAAGGUGAGGGUGGUGAAGAGCCGGGCGCUAUCGUCCAUUUCUCACGGGUUCCAGCUCGGCGCUGUAUCGUUGGAGACGUUCCAUGGAAAGAGCACGAUGGCUAUGAUGUCGAUGAAUGAUGAGUGUGAUGAAGAGACGGAAGAAAUGAUUAUCUUCGAUGAUACCCUCGUACCGUCGUUGCCGUUCGGCACGCUGUCUCCCGCGUUUCGGGAACUGUGUGGUUUCGCGAACACCGCCGGUUUUGCGCUGUAUGUACAUAGGAUGGGAAAAGAUGCAGUCAGAACAGUGAUACGUGAGGUUUUCUGAUCAACCUUGCUUAUCACACACGCAUGGCGCCAAUGCGGCAGGGGCCGACACAGGCCCCCUCACUGCCGAUCAUCUCCUCGCGUGGUCGAGAUGAUGAUUAUUAUUGUGGAGAGGUGGAGAGAGGCAGGAGGGCACUUCACUCUGCAGACGAACAAGUGCUGCCAUCACAG